AUGAUAGCGUCAUUUCUUGCUUCUCGUCUCUGCCCCUGCAACUUGCUUUCUUCUGGUCUUGAAGCCCUUGGAAUAACCCAUUUUUGGACGCUUCGUCAGCUUGACCUCUGUUGUUCGUCGGGGUCCAUCUCAAAGAGCGCCUUUGUCAUCAGCAGCAGCAGCACCACCACCACCAUCACCGUCCUCCUCUUCAUCAGCAUCGUCAUCAUCACCACCGCCGCUGCUGCCGACCUCUGCAUCAUAGAACCAGCCACACACGGGCUGCAGGAGUCAUCCUCGGCUUAG
This is a messenger RNA of Diaporthe amygdali, 285 nucleotides long. RefSeq lists its product as uncharacterized. The transcript has a single exon. The record is from RefSeq and is a predicted model, not a curated record. Bases 1 to 285 code for a protein of 94 amino acids. NCBI's taxonomy places the organism in Eukaryota, Fungi, Ascomycota, Sordariomycetes, Diaporthales, Diaporthaceae.